Messenger RNA from Eremothecium cymbalariae DBVPG#7215, 2691 nucleotides. Its product is annotated as serine/threonine-protein kinase. Gene Ontology annotation, cellular component: cytoplasm; nucleus; plasma membrane. The record is from RefSeq and is a predicted model, not a curated record. The transcript has a single exon. NCBI's taxonomy places the organism in Eukaryota, Fungi, Ascomycota, Saccharomycetes, Saccharomycetales, Saccharomycetaceae. Gene Ontology annotation, molecular function: ATP binding; protein serine/threonine kinase activity. The coding region runs from base 1 to 2691 and encodes 896 amino acids. Gene Ontology annotation, biological process: protein phosphorylation.
AUGGACUCUUCGGAAACCUUAAAAACAUUGCAGCCGCAAACGACGAUAUCUGACGGAUCAUCUCUGGAGAGUGCUUCUAUGGAAUGGGAUAAGCAGAGAAGCCUAUCGAUAUCCAAACUGUUCCCCCGCUCCUUUAUAAAAAGAAACACCUCUUCGGGUUUAGCAACAUCACCUUUGUCUCAGCAGGUUGUUCAGGGAGUGCAGUCCGGAAAGGUUGAUGAGGUAGUUGGGCCCGGUGGGGAGACAUUUCUAAGCAUCGAUAACAACUUAGAUGCAUUCAAAGACUCACAGGAUCAAUACCCGCAACAAUUACAACAGGACAAAGAUAAAGAAAAACAUCAACAGCAAAAAACGCAGCAACAGCAGCAAACUGACCGAAAUACCGCUUCUAGUACACCCCCCGGUGCACCUCCGUUAUCCAAGGAGAACGGUAAGUUGGCCUUCCGGUUUAAGAAUAUGUUCAAAAGCUCGAAAGAGAUAACUGGCGCUGACGCUGAGGAAGAUGAGAAUGCAAAAGGUUCUCGGAUGACUCCACCCCACAACAACCGUGUGUUUUCGGGCUCAAGGUAUUCACCAGAUGCUUCUGCAAACCGCGUUAGGUCACCUUCGACGCCAAUACUGUCGUCACACUCAGUUCCCUCAAGGCAUCACAACAAUACUAUUUCCCAUAUCAAUUCGACACCUAUGAAUUCCAAUAAUUUGCAAUCUCCUGUCUCCCCGAGCAGCAGCGCCGCUAGCGGUAGUAGCAGCACUCAGAAAACGAGGAGCACUCGAUCAAGUACAGUUCGUGGUGUAAACACUUGCUUUGUAUAUCAGCCUCCACCACCACACACUGUAGAACAAGAGAAUGGCCAAAAACUGCACGAUAAUGUUACUUCAUUUUUACUGACUCCUACGACGACUCAGUCUUCUAUGUAUUACAUGAAGGAAUCCAACAAUACUAGUGCGCUUUCUUUGAAUAACAUAAAGGAAAAUGAAGAAGUGCGAACCUUUAGUAAUGGUAACAGCAAUAACAACAGCAACAUGGUAUUGGCGUGCUCUACAGCCAAUGGAACUAGACAUAUGUCUGAUACGAAGAAUUCAGCCAAUGAUUCAGAUACGUCUGUAACAGAAUAUAACCCUCCUGAUCCUCCUACGCCUGUCAAAUCACCAAUAUUAAGAAGAGUUGCUUCGCAACCUAAGAGUAUUGAGAAAUUUGACUCAGCUAGUUCAUCUGGUGAACAGAUAGGAUCGCGGAUGCAUCAUUCUGCUCCUUCAACUGAUCAGCAUCUUCAGAUACCAACAUCAGCGUUACUAUCUGGCUCUGCAUCCGGUGUGACACUUUCAAACGGCGAAGCUACUUCAAGUUCAGCCAAACCUUUGACUCUUCUAAAAAGAUCCCAGAGGUUAAGAGCUAAAUCAUUUGGGAACAAGUUUCGGGAAGCAACCGUUGGACCCCAAUCAUUCGAAAAGAUUAGGUUGCUAGGUCAAGGUGAUGUCGGAAAAGUGUAUUUGGUUAGAGAGAAGAAGUCUGAUAGAUUAUACGCUUUAAAGAUAUUUGGUAAGGCUGAAAUGAUAAAAAGGAAGAAAAUCAAAAGAAUCCUAGCAGAGCAAGAGAUAUUAGCCACUAGCAAUCAUCCAUUCAUCGUCACUCUAUACCACUCAUUCCAGACAGAAGACUACUUGUACCUCUGUAUGGAAUAUUGCAUGGGAGGCGAAUUCUUUAGAGCUCUUCAAACAAGGAAGACCAAAUGCAUCAGUGAGGAUGAUGCCAGGUUUUACGCAAGCGAGGUCACUGCGGCAUUAGAAUAUCUACAUUUAAUGGGCUUCAUAUAUCGUGACUUAAAACCUGAAAACAUUCUCCUGCAUCAAUCGGGCCACAUUAUGCUAUCAGAUUUCGACUUGUCUGUCCAAGCAAAGGGCCCAAGGAACCCGCAAGUUAAAGGUAAUGCUCAAUCGUCACUUGUAGAUACUAAAAUUUGUUCUGAUGGUUUCAGGACAAAUUCGUUCGUUGGGACAGAAGAGUACAUUGCUCCAGAAGUGAUUAGGGGCAACGGUCACACUGCUUCUGUUGAUUGGUGGACUUUAGGUAUACUAACCUAUGAAAUGUUAUUUGGGUUCACACCAUUUAAAGGUGAAAAUACAAAUCAGACUUUUUCUAACAUUUUAAAGGUCGAAGCUACGUUCCCAAACAAUAACGAAAUUUCAAGGACCUGUAAAGAUUUAAUCAAGAAACUACUUAUUAAAAGUGAGACUAAACGUCUGGGCUCUAAAUUUGGAGCCAGUGAUAUUAAAAAACAUCCUUUCUUUAAAAACCUUCAAUGGUCUUUGUUAAGGAACCAAGAACCCCCAUUGAUACCUGUUUUGACUGAAGAUGGAUAUGACUUUGCUAAAUUAUCACACAAAAAAGAUAACAAGAAAGAGAAUAAAACUGAAUCAGCGCCGACAUGCUCUAUUCAAGCAGAAAAUAGCACCAUCUCUUCCAUUGACACAGCUGAAGAGCAAGAACGCAUUAUGUUUGAGGAAAAAGUAGAACACGAUGAUGCUGUGUCCGAUGACGAUCCUUUUCACAACUUCAACUCAAUGAGCUUGAUGCAACAAGACAACAACUCAUUAAUAUAUGGUGAUAACAAUUCUUAUGGAAAGAUCACAUAUACUCCGAACCAAAAUCGUUCACGGAGUAACAGCCAUAGAAGCUUUUUUAAGAGGUGA